Molecule: messenger RNA, 730 nt
Organism: Strongylocentrotus purpuratus (purple sea urchin)
Lineage: Eukaryota; Metazoa; Echinodermata; Echinoidea; Camarodonta; Strongylocentrotidae
Gene: rpl11
Product: 60S ribosomal protein L11
Exons: 5
Coding region: 16-561 (181 amino acids)
Biological process (GO): translation
Cellular component (GO): cytosolic large ribosomal subunit; ribosome
Molecular function (GO): RNA binding; structural constituent of ribosome
Source: RefSeq, a predicted model, not a curated record
CUCUUACUAUCAAACAUGGCGGACAAAGGCGACAAGGACAAGGAGAAGAAGAACGUGAUGCGCGAGCUGCGCAUCCGCAAGCUCUGCCUCAACGUCUGUGUGGGGGAGAGUGGUGACAGACUCACCCGUGCUGCCAAGGUUCUGGAAGCUCUGACUGGACAAUCUCCAGUCUUCUCCAAGGCCCGCUACACCGUGCGAUCUUUUGGCAUCCGUAGGAACGAGAAGAUUGCCGUCCAUUGCACCGUUCGUGGUCCUAAGGCCGAGGAGAUCCUUGAAAAGGGAUUGAAGGUUCGUGAGUACGAGUUGCGCAAGGGCAACUUCUCCUGCACCGGCAACUUUGGCUUUGGCAUCCAGGAACACAUCGAUCUUGGAAUCAAGUACGACCCUAGCAUCGGAAUCUACGGCAUGGACUUCUACGUUGUCCUUGGGCGACCCGGGUUCAGCGUGGGCCACAAGAGGAAAAGGAAAGGCCGCGUCGGCAGCAGCCAUCGCGUCAACAAGGAGGAAGCCAUGAAGUGGUUCCAGCAGAAGUAUGACGGAGUCCUCCUCCCUGGCAAAUAGGCAGCCUCUUCCAGCCUAUCUUCCCCACACACUCCUCACAAACUCAACGAUGAAUCCGUACCUGACCAGGAAUCAUCACUCCAUCUGUAUCUUGUCUCUCAGGACAUUGCCGCCUUGACACCAUGCCAUAUCUGUACACUAUGUUCAAUAAAGACUCAUGAACAGCCAA